Lemur catta (Ring-tailed lemur) is the source of this 4186-nucleotide messenger RNA. It is a transcript of the gene RUFY2, whose product is annotated as RUN and FYVE domain containing 2. Gene Ontology annotation, molecular function: metal ion binding. The transcript has 18 exons. Lineage: Eukaryota; Metazoa; Chordata; Mammalia; Primates; Lemuridae. Bases 131 to 2056 code for a protein of 641 amino acids. The record is from RefSeq and is a predicted model, not a curated record. Gene Ontology annotation, cellular component: cytoplasm.
GUUCCCUCCCGCCGUCGCCUCGGUUCUGGGGCCUGGUAGCCGAGGCCUCGAGGUCUGACGGCUUCCAGGGAGCAAGGACAGGGUCGGCCAGGGUGUCGCUCGGGGGUCGGGGAACAGUCGGGGACGGCCGAUGACUUUUCAAGUUUGGGGGUGGCGGAGGGAAGACGUGUCCCAGGUUUUGGCCUGGGUGCCCGACGCCGAGGGCGGAAGAGGGGCAGUGAUGACGCGCAAGACCUUGGCUACAAAAGACCCCACAGCUGUAGAGAGAGCAAACUUGUUAAACAUGGCUAAACUGAGUAUCAAAGGACUCAUUGAAUCUGCUCUAAGUUUUGGCCGCACUCUGGAUUCUGACUAUCCUCCCUUGCAGCAGUUCUUUGUUGUUAUGGAACAUUGUCUGAAACACGGUCUUAAAGUAAGAAAAUCAUUUUUGAGUUAUAACAAAACCAUCUGGGGCCCUUUGGAACUGGUGGAAAAAUUGUACCCAGAAGCAGAGGAAAUAGGAGCCAGUGUCCGGGAUUUACCUGGUCUUAAGACACCCCUGGGUCGAGCAAGAGCGUGGCUUCGAUUAGCCCUCAUGCAGAAAAAAAUGGCUGAUUACCUGCGUUGCUUAAUUAUUCAGAGGGAUCUCUUGAGUGAGUUCUAUGAGUAUCAUGCACUAAUGAUGGAAGAAGAAGGAGCAGUAAUUGUUGGGCUGCUGGUUGGCCUGAAUGUGAUAGAUGCUAAUCUGUGUGUGAAAGGAGAGGAUUUAGACUCACAAGUUGGAGUGAUUGAUUUUUCUAUGUAUUUAAAGAAUGAAGAAGAUAUUGGAAAUAAAGAAAGGAAUGUUCAAAUUGCUGCCAUAUUAGACCAAAAGAAUUAUGUUGAAGAAUUAAACAGACAACUGAACAGCACAGUCAGCAGCCUCCAUUCAAGAGUUGACUCAUUAGAAAAGUCAAAUACUAAGCUGAUUGAAGAGUUAGCAAUAGCAAAGAAUAAUAUCAUUAAACUCCAAGAAGAAAAUCAUCAAUUACGAAGUGAAAAUAAACUGAUUUUAAUGAAAACACAGCAACACCUAGAGGUUACCAAAGUAGAUGUGGAAACUGAGCUUCAAACAUAUAAACAUUCUCGGCAGGGGCUAGAUGAAAUGUAUAAUGAAGCCAGAAGGCAGCUUCGAGAUGAAUCUCAGUUACGACAGGAUGUGGAAAAUGAACUAGCAGUACAAGUGAGUAUGAAACAUGAGAUUGAACUUGCCAUGAAGUUGUUGGAGAAAGAUAUCCAUGAGAAACAAGAUACUCUGAUAGGCCUUCGACAGCAACUAGAGGAAGUUAAAGCAAUUAACAUAGAGAUGUAUCAAAAGUUGCAGGGUUCUGAAGAUGGCUUGAAAGAAAAAAAUGAAAUAAUUGCCCGACUAGAAGAAAAAACCAAUAAAAUUACUGCAGCCAUGAGGCAGCUGGAACAAAGAUUGCAGCAAACAGAGAAGGCGCAAAUGGAAGCUGAAGAUGAGGACGAGAAAUACCUACACGAAUGUCUGAGUAAAUCCGACAGUUUGCAGAAACAGAUUUCCCAGAAGGAGAAACAGCUGGUGCAACUGGAAACCGAUUUGAAGAUUGAGAAGGAAUGGAGGCAGACUUUGCAGGAAGAUCUUCAAAAGGAAAAAGAUGCCUUAUCUCAUCUUAGAAAUGAGACCCAACAAAUCGUUAGUCUUAAAAAAGAGUUCCUUAACCUCCAGGAUGAAAAUCAGCAGUUGAAAAAAAUAUAUCAUGAACAAGAGCAAGCUCUUCAAGAACUUGGCAACAAACUUAGCGAAUCGAAACUUAAAAUAGAGGAUAUAAAAGAAGCCAACAAAGCAUUACAGGGACUGGUUUGGCUAAAAGACAAAGAAGCAACACAUUGUAAACUUUGUGAAAAGGAAUUUUCACUCUCUAAGAGAAAGCACCAUUGUAGAAACUGCGGGGAAAUUUUCUGUAAUGCCUGCUCCGACAAUGAACUGCCUUUGCCUUCCUCACCAAAACCAGUACGAGUCUGUGAUUCCUGUCACGCGUUGCUCAUUCAGAGAUGCUCAUCUAACUUGCCAUAGGACUCCAGAACUAAAUCUUGAUGAUCCAAGUACCUACAAUGAAUGUUAUGUAUGAUCUGUAUGUAUACAAGACAGCCCUUCUUAAGCAGCUUUCAGUCAGUAUUGGUACCAGUUUAUUUUCCACAUACUCAACUCAUGGUAAUUAGUUGUGAUUUGAUAUUUCCUUCCUCAUUGUUAUUCAAAAAGAAUUUAGCAGAGCAUGCUUAAAAAUGUUAGCCUGAUUUUUAAUUGAUGUAAUAAUCAUGAACACUUAAUUUCAUUGAAAGGCCAGAUAGCAUAGCUAACACACAUUUGCCUUAUCUUGUAAAGGCCUUCUUAAAAAUAAGGCUUCAGAUUGUUUUAUUCUUCCAAAUUCUGUCAAGUUGAUAUUUGAUGGUGCCUGAAAUUCUUUUAAUGCACUUUAAAGCUUCACAGGUCUCAUGGAGACUGGAAAUGCAUAAAACUUUUUAGAAGUAUUAAUAUUCCAAUUGAAGAUUUUUCAUUAUCUUGGUAAGAUUUCAAUUUAACUCUAUUUAUUUGCCCCUUCUUCCCCUUUCCCUCUUUUGCAUUAGAAAGGACCAAUAUUUUGUCCUAAAAAAUUUCCUUAAGUGUUUUCAAAAUUAUUGUCAUGCUUACCUAUACCUUUCAGAUACAGUGGAUUUAAUUAAAGGGGCAUUAUUUGGCCUCAACAUUUUUUCUUCUAAUCUUGAAAGGAAGUUACAUGUAUAUAUCAUACUUUUACCUUAAGUUAGUUAUUUGCAGAUCUCAUGUGCUACCUGUCUCACUGAAUUGCUUAUUUAAGGUGGCUCAGACAGCCCUUCUUAAGCAGCUGUCUGCUUAAGACCCCCUCAAUUCAAAAAUGAAAACAAGAAUCUCUCCCCUGAAAAAAAAGUAUGUAUAAAAGCAGGGGAUUACAGGUUCCUUAUAAAGAUUCUCCUCUCUAAGCAUUACAAAUGAGGAAAAAAUUAAAACUUUGCCUUUUAUAUUACACAGAGGUUUGAAUAGUUCAAGAAAUUUUGUAUUAUAUUGCCACUGGAGUAACUUUUAGGAAGCAUUACAUUGCAGCAGUCUACCACUGCAUUAUAUGCCCACAGUAAAAUUACACCAAUAUACUGGUCACCUCUAUGCCAGGGUAUUGAGCAGAUGAAAAUACAGUCUCUGUCCCACUGUGAAAUAUAUAUUUGAACUAUUUGAAGCUGACUCAACGAACACUAAUCCAGUUAUACUGUUUAUAGCAUACUAAGAAUCUAAUCUGUAAAAAUUAAGUUACCUCUAUAUAAACAGCAUCACAGUAUCUUUUUAAUUUUUUAGCCAUGCACUUUAAGUUUGUGAGCCUAUCAAAAAUGUAUAGGAAUUUUACAUCACUUAGAAGCAUUACAUUUUGUGAUUUAUCAAAACACUUUCCUCUCCUCCCCCAAAAUAGUUACUCCACAGGAUCUUUCCUCAUGAGUAUAUACUGUCAUUCAGAUUUAAAAUUAUGAAAUUUUCUAAUUGCCAAAGCAUGAGACUAAUAUUUUACUUGAAGAUCUAUUAUCUCCAGAACCCAUAAAUUUUCAGCUUUUGAGGUCAACUUCAGUAUCUUGACAUAUUUUUAGAUGGUCUUUCUUUUGAAUGAUAGAAAUGUCCUCAAGAAGGAAUUAUAUUCUUGAAUGAACCAUUUUGUAUUGAUGGGAUAGAUUAACAUUUUUUAUGACUGUUGAAAAUGAGAAGCAUAAAUGAAAAAUUUCAAAUAGGUGUUUUUUAUUACUGUGCUUGAACAAAUUUUAAAGUAACUUAAAUUCCAAGAAUGAUUUCAUUGAACAAAUAAACCAUGACUUCUAGUCACCCUUCUAACUUCUCGCCAUUCAAAACAUGUCUCACCAUUCAUUUGGGCUUUUUCUUUUAAAGGCAGCUUUUAUGAAUGCAACUUGCUUCGUUUUUGACUCAAAAACCACUUAUAACUUUGAGUUUUUCCUUUUACAAAAUGUUCACAAUUUGUGAUUACGAACCUUUUCCUUUUCAAAAGAUUUCACAUACCAUUCCCUUACCUAGCAGUACUACUAUAAUAAUGCUAUCAUGGUGCCAAGGAAUUGCAAUUGUAAUUCUUCUAUUCUGUAAUGUUUUAAAAAUAAAAUGUGAAUUUUAUAAACCAAAUAAAGAUCUGAAAAACUA